AUUUCAACGCGCCAACGCCAACUCGCGCCAAAAGGAGCGCUUCAGUGCCCACUGCGCGCGUAGUCGCUAGACUGGUUGCAGAGCUACCUUAUCACAUUAUUAUACCUCUACGUAACAUUAGAUUUUGCAAACAGCACCGAGGCUUGCCGAUUGCGAACGGCCGCGGACAUGGAUGUUGCCAUGGCAAAGGAAGCCCCCGUCACUUUGCUGGACGUGCUGCGUGUCCUGGACAUGGCCGUUCGCCGCCUGACCAUCCGCAUGUCGCAGCGCACUGCCCUCGCCUGGCGCCCCAGCCAGCGCUCCCCGAUGGCGCUCUUCCCGCACUGCAACAGCUUAAGCCUGGAGCUAAUCAACGACGCACCCCUCCUGCGGCUCGAGGAGCGCUUGCGAAACCGCGCGGCGGCGGGUGGCGACAGCGAGGACGAGGUUGAUGAGCCGCUGUGGUUCGGCCAGGACGCCCUCGCUCGCAUGGCGCUAUUCGGCACCGCGGCGGAGACCCGUGCCCGCAUCACCGAGCUGUCCAUCUCCCUCUCCUACCAUGGCGAGCGACCCGCCCUGGACGUCGCGUCCGUACUGGCGGCGCUGGCACCGGAGCUCUCCGCUCUCCAGAGCAUCACCUUCGAAGGCGAAGCCGACCCAAUCGGCAUGGGCCCCGGCGACCACGUGCGCUCGGCUCUUCUGCACGCCGCGCUCUCCACGCACGCGCCGCGGCUGCACAAGCUGGUCCUGCCGUCGGCUCCGGGCAUGCUCCGCGGUGUGGGGUCGCUGGCGGCAGGCUGCGUCUGCCUUAAGGAGCUGUGGCUGCCCCUAUUCGUCAAUGACAUGCCGGCUGAGUCCCUCGGACCCGUGCUGCUCCGCGCGGAAGAGGUGGCGGGCCUGUCCGCGCUGCCCGCCCUCGAGACCCUCGCCCUGCGCUGCCACGACCCCAGCCCCACCGGCGCCAACUUCGCCUCCCUCCUGGGCGCCCGCCGCCCGCGCGCUCUGCGGCGCCUGGAGCUGGUCGCGUCAGUGCCGCUGCAUGCGGCGGAUGAGGCCGCCGGCGCCGGCGCUGACGGCAGCUGGCCCCGCACCCCGCACGCACACUUCCCGCCCAUGGUCGCGGAAUUCGAGCCGCUACCGGGGCGAAUCGUGUGUGUGAAGACGGACGACGAGUUUGCCACUUGCGUGGAGACCGAUUUUGGGCCGGCGGCCCUGGACCGACUGGCGGGUGUGCUGGUGGCAGCAGUCCAGUCGCUGCCGCUGCGCUGCGGCCUGUCGCGCCUGCACCUGCGCACGUACGCGCUCAGCGCGCGGGCACUACGGCUGCGGGCGGCAGCGGGCGGGGAGGGACCGCAGCAGGAGCUGGAGCAGCAGGGUGGCUUCGGCGAUGGCGCGACAACGCUGGCGCGCUGCCUGGGCCUCGGCGGACGCUUGCCACUGCUGGCGGAAUGCGCUGAGCUGGAUUUCCUUGACGCUUCGACUGCGGUGUCGCCCGCUGCCGUGUGCGCUGUGCUGCGCGUGCUGGGCCUGCCUGCGGACCAGCUGUGCCUGCACCACGGCACCUGGUGGCAAAGCACAGCACAGCCGAUCGGCGGCGGCAACCAGACCGUCGGCACGGCGGCGCGGCUGCUGCAGCUGGUGGGGCAGGUGGGGCAAGCGCACGAGCAGCAUGGGAAGGUGCGGCUGCAGCUGGAGACCGCGGAUGCUCAGGGCUUGCUGCAGGAGGCAGUGGAGCGGCUGUGGCGCGCGGCGGCGCCGUUGCCGGGCGGUGCGGCCAGCCCGCCUCAGCGGCCCGGCGGCCCCGGCAGUCUGGUGCUGCUGCGCGGCGCGCCGCCGCUGCCUACGCCGCCGCUGCUCAAAGACCGCCACCGCCUGCAGAACGGCAACACGGCCAGCGCUGACCGGGCCGCCAGGACGUUGUGUGCACACAUGGCAAUGCGCCUGGAUGCCCUGCUGGCACAGCCGCCGGCAGCAGCAGCGGCAGGCUCAGGUUCGGCCACGGCUGGCGCCGGCAGUAGCACCGGCGGCGGCGGCGCGCCCAGCCGACAUCUCGAGCACGGUCGUGGCUUUGCGAGUGUGCCGUGCGCCGGCGCCCUGCUGGUGGAGUGUGGGUCGCCGCUGCACGCGGCCGCGCUGGCGGAGGCCGUGAAGUCGACAGCCGCGGCAACCGGUGGCGGCUUUGCCGCGGCGGUCAUUCCGGACGGCAUCACCGACGCGGUGCCGUACCCGGGUGCUUGCCACGGCUGGCCGCGCUGUGGGGCGGUGCUGCAGCUGGCGGUGCUAACCGUGCUGGUCGAGCUCUGGGGCGAGGCUGAGCCCACGGCAGGGUCGGCGAGCAGUGGCUGCGGCGGCGGCGGCAGCGCCACUGUGAGGCGCGGGCUGGGCGGUGCGGCGCUGGGGCGCAUGCGGCGGCUGCUGGAGCUGGAUGCGGAGGCGGCUGGGCUGUGGGGCGCCGUGUGUGAAAAAGUGGAUGACGACGAAGACGGCAUGCUGGUUUAGACGGCGGCCGAGGGGGCGUUGGGGGCAUACGUGGUGCGUGACUUCCGUGGUGGCCAGGUGCAUUGGGUUGUAGCACUUGAUUUUGGCAUCAGGCUUGGGGAGUUGCUGCCGUCAUCGGGGUGGCGUUGGGGCUCGUGGCCAUGGAGUGAGAUGUUCUCAGGUGCUGACGAUCAAUGAAGGGCCGCGACGGCUUGGACAGCAGAGCGCCGCGAUCGGUGUGUGCGUGUAAUGUAUGCACGAGCAUCCCUACGCGUACUUGGAAAUGACGGCGCAGUAGUAAAGGCCGGGGGCCCUGGAGUGUGUGCACGGUGCUUCCCUAACAGCAGUACGGGUAAUGGGUUUGGGUCGGAAUGAUACAUUCCUCUUGUUCUCGCAUGUACGUACUACUCCUGGCUCACCGCGGAUGCCUGGCUGUGUUCCAGGCGGGUCUUUUUGGGGUUCGCGUUAUCACAACGCAUCGCAGCCUUCGCUUGGUAGUCUGCGGCCAGUCUACGCCAGCCCAGCCUCUGACAGCCGUAUACACCAGCUGAGAGUCACAAGCCUUAGGACGCCGGAGUGGCGCAGCUUGGCGCGCGGUUAUCUCGUCAAAGGUAACGUAGCAGUUGUGGUCGCUGCUCAUGCUCACGCUUUUCUUUUUGCUUGUGCUAGCUCACUGGCCUCGGCUCUACAACGUCAUGUUCGCUUGUGCGUGUUGCGUUUUUUCAAGCAUGUCAAUAACGUGAUGCGUCACUACUUGCGGGCUUGCGGAGUAGGCAAUUGGGCUUAGAGUAGCAGGGGCACGGCACGGCUCGGCGUGCCACUGCAUUCUGACUCACCAGGUCGGAGUACAGACAUGGGAAGACU
This is a messenger RNA of Chlamydomonas reinhardtii, 3321 nucleotides long. RefSeq lists its product as uncharacterized. The record is from RefSeq and is a predicted model, not a curated record. Bases 169 to 2478 code for a protein of 769 amino acids. NCBI's taxonomy places the organism in Eukaryota, Viridiplantae, Chlorophyta, Chlorophyceae, Chlamydomonadales, Chlamydomonadaceae. The transcript has 3 exons.